AUGCAGGCAGCUUUCACUGUUAAACAUCGUUCAAAAUCCAUACCUUCUAAAGCUAAUAAAUUUAAAAUACAAACUCAAAAAAAACUUGGUUUAUUUCGUACCACAUUUUAUCAAGUAUUAUGCAAUCAUAAUCCGGACAUAAUUGCUUCGGACAAUGAUUUUGUAGAAUAUCUAGCCGAGCAAGUUUGGGAUUUAGAUAUUUUAUCGCUAAUUCUUGUAGAUAACUCUGAAUCUGAAUCAGCUAAAUCUGAUAAAUCUGAUAAGGCAAUUAAACCUUUAUCAGAAAAAGAAGUUGUUGAAAAAAUUUAUGAUGUCGUAAAGGAUGAUUUUUUAACAUUUGAAGUUUGUCAAAAUGAACAAGAACAUAUGCCACUUACAUUUCAUCAUUUAAUUCCUCGUGUAAUGCAUAAAAGAGUAGUGAAAAAAGGUCUAUUUACUAAAGAAGAAUGUUUGACAAGAGGUACAAACAUUUGUAGACCUUGUCACAGUGCUUGUCAUAAAAUGAUUUCUCACGAAAAAAUGGCCUAUGAAUACAAUACUGUGGAUAAAUUAUUGGAACAUGAAGGCGUAAUAAAAUUUGUUACAUGGGUAUCGAAACAGAAAGAGUAUUCAAAAGAUCACGCAAUUAGGAAGUUGCGAUAUUCGAAAUAA
Cetraspora pellucida is the source of this 651-nucleotide messenger RNA. Lineage: Eukaryota; Fungi; Glomeromycota; Glomeromycetes; Diversisporales; Gigasporaceae. The record is from the annotation of a GenBank genome assembly.